Haemonchus placei is the source of this 669-nucleotide messenger RNA. The record is from the annotation of a GenBank genome assembly. NCBI's taxonomy places the organism in Eukaryota, Metazoa, Nematoda, Chromadorea, Rhabditida, Trichostrongylidae.
AUGCAACUCGCAACUGCUCGACUGCAAAAUAACCGCUCGGAGGAGGAGAACAUGACCGCCCAAGUGAAGAAACAAACUGUCAGCACACCACGGCUUGCUCUGGGGAACGUGAAAAAUGUGGCUACCCCGAACAGAGCAGGGCUCAAACCAUCGACACCUAUGCCUAAGCCAACGUUGCAAACGGUUAGUUCGAAUCUUGACAUAUCGGAAUCGCGAAGGCGCCUGUCGGAGUUAUGUUCAGGACGUAACUCCCUCAAACCUCACUCUUCUGCUCUGCAGCCGUCUGAGCUUCAUCGUUUCGACUUGAGUGAUGAUGUCAUCGAAGAGUGCAGUCUCGAAGAAGACAAAGAUGAUUGUUCUCACUCCUUUCAGGAUAAUGUCGUUCUUCAUGAAGCUGAGAACGAAGCUGAAUACUUGCAGAAGCUGAUUUCGAGAGACCACGGAGGUCUCUAUGAUAUUGACGAGGAAGACCCUAUUGAGUUUUGUGGUCCUGAAAAUGAACCCGAUAACUACGAUGAUAUCAAAACCAACACUCCCGUAUUGACAGAAGAUUAUCAUCGUUUCCAGUACGAAAAACCGGACGAAGAUGGAUUACAAAUCGCUAGAAAAUACACUUUGGAAGAAAUGGAAACGUUGUUCGAUAGUGUCAAUGAAGUCCUAAUUUUCUGA